AUGGAUUCGGACAAUACCAAGGUCUCACCCCUCAAACCCGGGUAUGCCGCAUCGGCAGACCCUGAAGUCGACAUGGACAAGGGGCAGGUUGCCCUUACAGGCAUCCCGGACAUGCACCUGAAGCGAAAUUUCAGCAUAGUCAGUAUAAUCGCCCUGGGGUAUAAUAAUACGAAUAGCUGGGUGGCCAUAGCAACGAGCUUCGCUAUCGCAAUUCAGUCGGGUGGCGCAGUCUCCCUACUGUAUGGCAUUCUACUGGUUACUGCUGCCAUGUUCUGUACGGGGGUGACCUUGGCAGAACUGGCCAGCGUGUACCCCACUGCUGGUGGCCAGUACCAUUUUACUUCCAUCCUGGCAUCUAAGCGAUGGAGCCGUGGCCUGUCUUACUUCAGUGGCAUGGCUGCAGUGUUUGCAUGGGUUACCCUUGGGGCCUCUAUUGCGCUGGCCGGAACAGAGGCGCUCAUGGCUAUUGUCAUCCGAUGGCAGCCCUCAUAUGAAGCCCAAAGCUGGCACUAUUUCUUAGUAUACCAACUGCUGAACGCAGUCAUGGUCAUCUACAACAUCUUCCUCACCAACAAGACUCUCUGGGUCUAUAACUUAGGCUUCAUUCUGUCCAUUUCUACCUUCCUAGCUAUUAUCAUAACCUGCCCGGUACGCUCUUCCGCACAUAUCAACACCUCGAACACUUGGAGGCAGUUCGUCAACGGUUCAGGCGGCUGGCCGGACGGCUUAUCCUUCUUGACAGGACUCUCAACGCCUCAGUUCAUGUUUUCCGGACUCGACGCUGCACUCCACCUUGCAGAGGAAUGUCUCGAGCCGGCACGCAUCGUACCAAAGGCGUUGCUUGCCACAGUGACAGUGGGGCUUUUGACGGGAUUCCCCUUUGCCAUCGCCAUCCUAUACAGCUAUGACAACAUCGAAGCAUCUCUAACCACCUCCACGGGAUUUCCAAUCUACUUCAUCUGGGAAAAAGCCACUCACUCCCCAACAGCUGCGACAGUCUUCAUGGCUGCACUGUUUGUCGUCUCCUUCGUCGCGCUCAACGCAGUCCAUCAGACUGCCUCUCGACUUACAUGGUCCUUUGCCCGCGAUGACGCUCUAUUCUUUUCCUCCUUUCUCUCCUCUAUACACCCUACACUCGGAGUCCCCGUCUGGGCCAUUAUACUUGAUGGUGCGGCAGUGCUUCUGGUCGGGAUAGUCUAUGUCUGCUCAACAACAGCAUUCAACGCCUUCAUCAGCACCACGGUCGUGGUAGCCCAAAUCUCCUACGCCAUCCCAGCAGUUCUUCUUCUCGUUGGCGGGCGGAAUCCGCAUUACCUUCCUCCAGAUCGCCCAUUUAAGGUUCCCAACAUGCUAGGCUACGCUUGCAACAUUGUCUGCGUUAUCUGGGCUUUCAUUCUGACGAUCUUCUUUUGCUUUCCGACGGAGUUUCCCGUUACGGGGAGUAACAUGAAUUACGCUUCUGUCGUGCUAGUCGUCAUGUUGAUCUUGGGCGUAGGGAACUGGUUUGCUUAUGCGAAAAGACAUUAUCACGGGCCACGCUUGGAUAUCUAG
Molecule: messenger RNA, 1551 nt
Organism: Aspergillus vadensis CBS 113365
Lineage: Eukaryota; Fungi; Ascomycota; Eurotiomycetes; Eurotiales; Aspergillaceae
Product: putative choline transport protein
Exons: 5
Coding region: 1-1551 (516 amino acids)
Biological process (GO): amino acid transport; transmembrane transport
Cellular component (GO): membrane
Molecular function (GO): transmembrane transporter activity
Source: RefSeq, a predicted model, not a curated record